AUGGGAGAUCCAGAGCGCUUACAAUGGUAUUAUGUGGAUCGAACGGGCCAGGAGUUCGGCCCAUUUCGAACAUCGAAGAUGCGUUCCUGGUUUUCACAAGGAUUCUUUCCCAUCGGAGACGAGCUCUUGGUCCGCCUCCAUGACUGGCCCCCGGAGUCGCAUGUGGCAGUCAAGAUGCUCUAUCCUAACCCCGACAGCAUCUUCGUCGGAGCGCCGCAGUCACCGCAGAGUUCCAGCCGCGCUCCACAGCGGCGGCGGAGCCGCAGCCGAAGCCGACGGCGGCAGCCACGGGAGGAGCCACGGCAACCUCCUCGACCGGAGGAGUACCCCGGGCCCCCUCCUGAAUACGAUCGCCAGCCGGGCUAUGGUCAGCCACCGGGACCGCCUGCUUACGGCGGCUACCCGCCACCAGGUUAUGGCUCCUAUGGCCCUCCGCCUGGCUAUGGAGCUCCAGGAUACGGGCCACCUCCCGGUUACGGGCCUCCACCUGGCUACGGGCCUCCGCCGUAUGGCUAUGGCGCACCAGGCUAUGGCCCGCCAGGUCACUACCCUCCACCAGGCUACGGCCCACCCCCGGGUCCAGGCUACGGCCCGCCAGGGGGUCCCAGCGGCUUUUCUGGCCGUCAGAAUGGAACUCUGAAGUCUUUCAAUCCGAAGCACGGCUUUGGCUUCAUCGAUUGCCCGCAGGUGCGGCAUCGCUUUAGCAGGGACGUCUUCGUCCACAAGGCACAGAUCGGCGACUUGGAGGUCGGUGAGGAGCUCACCUUCUUGCUGGACACCAACAAGGAUGGCAUGCCCCAAGCACGGGACAUACGCCGAUCUGAUGGCUCCAAGCCGGGCCCUGGAAAGAAAGGCGAGGAGGCGCCCGCCGCCAACGGUGGUGAACAGGCUACGAAGAAGCGGCGAAGAGGAGGGAAGGGAAAGAAGAAAGGAGAAGACGGCGGAGGCGGUGAUGGCAAGGGACCAGGGGAGGCUGCAAAGUCGGCAGAUGCCACUCCUGCUCUCAAAGAUGCCGAUGGCAACAGCGCCAAGGCUGAAGCCACGGAGGCGCCGCAGACGUCGAAUGGUGAGCCCAAAGCCGACUCCCAGGCUCCUGACGAGGCGCAGCCCGCCGAGAAAGCCACAGCGGAGGAACCGGAGCAGGACGGCGAGGUGCAGGAGGCUGCUGCUGCCGAGCCUGCCAAUGCUCCCAUCGAAGCACCUCCGGCUGCAGCAGAAGCUCCGGCAGCAGAAGCUCCGGCUGCGGAAGCUCCGGCAGCGGAAGCUCUGGUGGUGGAAGCUGCUGCAGCGGAAGCUGCGGUUUCAGCGGCGGACCAACCAGCAGAUUCUGGGGGGAAAGCCACGGAUGCUCCGGCAGAGGCUUUAGCCACGGAGGCUCCGAGUGCAGCAGCUGCGCAGGCUUCGCCUGAGGCAGCCGCGCCCACGCCCACGCCAGCAGAGACUCCCCCGCCGACCGCACAGCAAGCGCCCGAGGCCACCGCCCAUGUUGCAGCUGGGUCCCUGGAAGCAGCCGACGAGAAUACACCGUUGGCCAGUGCCAACGAGCGAAUCAGCGAACGUAAGCGAACGUGCCCGGCCGCACCGAGGCCAGUGGAAGCCUCUCAAGAUCUGACUUCCCAAGCGGAGCCCCACCAGGCGGUCUCUGGUGGCUGUGUGAGCUUUGCAGGGUCGGGCAACCGCCACAGCCAGCAUGUUGGGUUGCAGGCCCAGGCUGCAGCCACGGAGCCUGGGCCUCUGAUGAUCUGA
Molecule: messenger RNA, 1746 nt
Organism: Symbiodinium sp. CCMP2592
Lineage: Eukaryota; Dinophyceae; Suessiales; Symbiodiniaceae
Source: the annotation of a GenBank genome assembly